This is a messenger RNA of Ailuropoda melanoleuca (giant panda), 629 nucleotides long. RefSeq names its product nuclear cap binding protein subunit 2 like (gene NCBP2L). Gene Ontology annotation, cellular component: nuclear cap binding complex. Gene Ontology annotation, biological process: mRNA cis splicing, via spliceosome. Gene Ontology annotation, molecular function: RNA cap binding. Bases 1 to 528 code for a protein of 175 amino acids. The transcript has a single exon. NCBI's taxonomy places the organism in Eukaryota, Metazoa, Chordata, Mammalia, Carnivora, Ursidae. The record is from RefSeq and is a predicted model, not a curated record.
AUGGAUUGCAAACAGCUGCCCUCACGGUAUCCACUGGGCACCGUGUCCAGCGAUCUGAGAAUUCAGCAAGGCGAUUCCUCCCUGGAGCUGAGCCAGUACCGGGACCAGCACUUCGAUGUGGACGAUGAUGAACAGGAGAAAUCACUGAAGGAAAGCUCCACACUCUAUGUGGGGAAUCUUUCCUUUCAUACUACCGACAAGCAAAUACAUGAGCUCUUCGGUAGAUGUGGUAAUACCAAGCAUGUAUUUAUGGGCGUGGAUAAAAUUAAGAAAAAGGCAUGUAGUUUCUGUUUUGUAGAAUACUAUGACAGACUUGAUGCCGAAAAGGCCAUGUGGUGCCUAAACGGGACCUCCCUAGAUGAUCAUAUUAUCCACACAGAUUGGGACCUAGGCUUUAGAGAGGGCAGACGAUACAGCCGCGGCCAACCUGGGGGCCAGGCAAGUAAUGUGUUUUGUGAAGAUUCUGAUGUUGGUAGAGGUGGCUCUGGAAAACAGGCUCAGGCCUGUGAUAGAAGAGGAAUCCAUUAGUGAAAAACCUGCAGCUCUGGCCCCUGGGAAAGUCUAUUAAAGAACAACACCAGGUCAGCAAAUAACCUGUUUUGUAACAAGUUGAAAUUACUUUACGGGCU